AUGGAAGAAACGAUUCCAUACAACAUGAAACUGCCGGUUUUGUCAACGUUCAAUGGAGAAGGAGAUCCGCGGGAUCAUACUUCCAGAUUCACAGCCACCAUGGGGCUACUAAGCGUAUCAGACGCAAUUCUACGCCGAGUAUUCCCAACCACUCUCACAGGAACCGCCCAAAGGUGGUACAACAAGCUGAAACCAGGAUCUGUCAAGAGCUUCACCUCGCUAUCGACAGAGUUUCUCAACAGAUAUCUCACGAAUAUACCAGCAAAAACAACCACUAGCAUCCUGAGGUCAUGCAUUCAGGAAGAAGGAGAAACAUUAAGAAGCUAUAUCGAGCAAUUUAACAAGCAAGCUAUGAAAAUCGAUAAUCUGAAUGUCGACAUGGCAACCGAAGCGUUGCGGGAAGGAACGCGAUUCGGCAAACUAGUAGACAAGCUGCUAAUUAAUAAACCCACGACUUUCUCGAACCUAAUGGGCAUAGCCCAAAAAUACUUCGAGCUAGACAAGGGUCGGAGGGCAAUUCGCGGGAAAGAAGCAAAGGGAAAAGAGUCAAAAGAGAAAUCCAAGGAAAAAUCAAAGUCGAAAUCUCAAGAUAGAAGAGGAAGGCCAGAGGAGAGUAGGCGAUUCGCCCCCCAAACUAGGUACGAGCCUGGGUACGACCCCCGAGACGAUGAAAGCAACUUCACACCUCUGAGUACCAACCGAACUAACGUCCUCAUGUGGAUCAAAGAUAACGUCAAGAACGUAGUAUGGCCGCCCAAGAUGAAAGCCGAAAUAAGAGACACAAGAAAAUAUUACAAAUUCCACGAAGAUCAUGGACAUGAGACAGACAGUUGCAGAGAUUUGAAAGUCGAAAUCGAGAGAAUGAUAGAUACAGGAGAACUAAGGAAAUUAGUGGCCCACAAACCAAAAAACAAUGACAAAGGAGAAAAAAGGAGUAGAGAUUACAAAGGAAAAGAGAAAGAAGACGAACGCUCAUCAAAAAUACUAGGGACCAUACACAUGAUCAAUGGAGGAGGACAUAGCAGCUCAACGAUUAGAAGAAAACAAAGAAAAGAAGUGAUGAACAUCAGAGAAACCCACAUGUCACCUGUAAUUUUUGAUGUUGAAGACUACGAGCACGUGAAAGCACCCCACAACGAUGACCUGGUGGUGACUACUAUCAUUGAGAACUGA
Mercurialis annua (annual mercury) is the source of this 1173-nucleotide messenger RNA. RefSeq lists its product as uncharacterized. The record is from RefSeq and is a predicted model, not a curated record. NCBI's taxonomy places the organism in Eukaryota, Viridiplantae, Streptophyta, Magnoliopsida, Malpighiales, Euphorbiaceae. Bases 1 to 1173 code for a protein of 390 amino acids. The transcript has a single exon.